Molecule: messenger RNA, 6536 nt
Organism: Notolabrus celidotus (New Zealand spotty)
Lineage: Eukaryota; Metazoa; Chordata; Actinopteri; Labriformes; Labridae
Gene: strip2
Product: striatin interacting protein 2
Exons: 22
Coding region: 311-2830 (839 amino acids)
Biological process (GO): cytoskeleton organization
Cellular component (GO): cytosol
Source: RefSeq, a predicted model, not a curated record
UAUAAUGUUAUUUUCCUGUUUGUGUUUGUUUAUCCCUCUCAAGUAUGUGUAGUCUACUAUUUUGAGAUUCAGAUAUUAUAUGUCCUCCACUGUCAUGUUGACUCUCAAACCCCGCCCUCCUGGUGUGCGCAUGGACAGCGAACCAAACAAACCGGGGGAGUAAGGGCAGCAGGAGGAGGAGGAGGAGGAGGAGAUCUUCAACUUGGGCUCCGGAGCCGGUGCUCCUACUGGUGCGGUACACUCUCAGCUCUCCACCGGACCGCUAUGCACUACCCACGGAGGAGGAAGUGAGCCACCCCGACACAGAAAGAUGCAGGCGGAGGACAUGGAGGUACCUAUCAUUAAUAACCUUAUCGAUAACGGAGACAGGCAGAAGCCGAAAGGGAAAGAUGUGUUCAAGGAUCAGCAGAAGGAGUCGGAGAGCUCCAUGGAGUCUCCAAACCUGGAGUUUGAGUAUGGAGACACAGACACACUGACUGCUGAGCUGUCAGAGCUCUACAGUUACACAGAAGAGCCAGAGUUCGCCCUGAACAGAGACUACUUUGAGGAGGACUUCAGGAGCCAUGCUCGAGGCAGGAGGUGGAUUGAGCUGACGGUGGAGGAGCAGAGGACGUAUGUGAUGAGACUGCUGGACGCGCUGGAGGUGACAGACAGAGACAAGAGGCUGAAGGUGGCAAGGGCCAUCCUGUACCUGGCUCAGGGAGUGUUUGAUGAGUGCGACACAGAGGUGGAUGUGCUCCACUGGUCCAGACACAAUGUCUUUCUGCUCUACGACAUGGGUAUCUUCACGGCACUGCUGGAGCUGCUGAGCAUGGAGAUUGAUAACAGCCAGGCGUGCAGCAGUGCAGUGAGAAAGCCUGCCAUCUCUCUUGCAGACAGCACAGAGCUCAGAGUACUACUGAGCAUCAUGUACCUGAUGGUGGAGACCAUAAGAAUACAAACAGAGGACGACAGGCCUGAGUGGAGAACAGCCAGAGAGGCCUUUAAGAAUGAACUAGGUUCACCUCUCUACAACGGGGAGCCCUUUGCCCUGCUACUCUUCACAAUGGUAACCAAAUUCUGCAGCAUGAAUGCCCCACACUUCCCCAUGAAGAAAGUGCUACUGCUGCUUUGGAAAACAAUACUUUUCACGCUCGGGGGCUUUGAGGAGCUUCAGGAGAUGAAGAUCCGGGGCAGGGAGCGUCUGAACCUACCCCCUCUCCCAGAGGACAGCAUCAAGGUAGUCAGGGCCAUGAGAGCAGCCUCGCCCCCGGCCUCAGCCAUGGAGCUCAUUGAACAACAGCAGCAGCAGAAGAGAGGACGCCGCAGCCGCAGGAGUGCCUUUGUUGAUAGCUUGGAAGGAGACAGUCCCUUUCCCAAGAAGCAGCCCCUGGUAAAGCAGGACAGCCUGGACACCUACAACGAGCGGGACCCUUUCAAGAACGACGAUGCCCGGGAUGAGGAGGAGGACCCCGAGGACACAGACAGUGGCAUCGAGGGGGAGGUGGACCCCUUGGACCGCGAUGUCAUCAUCCAGCCACCACCUCCUCCGCCUCCCCUCAGACCACCCACAGAAAGGGUUAACUUCCCCAAGGGCCUCCCAUGGGCCCCUAAAGUCAGGGAGAAAGACAUCGAGCACUUCCUGGAGACGAGUAGAAACAAGUUCAUCGGUUUUACUCUGGGAAAUGACAUAGAGACUCUUGUGGGCUUGCCAAGACCCAUCCAUGAGAGCGUCAAGACUCUUAAACAGCACAAAUAUGUGUCCAUUGCUGAAGUCCAGGUCAGAAAGGAGGAUGAGCUGCAACAGUGUCCAAUGACUCUGGGAGAGGAGGACAUUGAGGAGACACCAACAGAGAUGCUUUACCUGGGCAUGCUUCCGAACCUCUCCCAGUAUGUGAUUGCUCUCCUGAAGCUGCUUCUGGCUGCAGCUCCAACCUCCAAGGCCAAAACAGACUCCAUUAACAUCUUGGCUGACGUGCUGCCUGAGGAGAUGCCUAUCACAGUCCUUCAGAGUAUGAAGCUGGGGAUUGACGUGAACCGUCACAAGGAAAUCAUCGUCAAGGCCAUCUCUGCUUUACUGCUGCUUCUGCUGAAACACUUCAAACUCAACCACAUUUAUCAGUUUGAGAUUGUCUCCCAGCACCUGGUGUUUGCCAACUGUAUCCCACUCAUCCUCAAGUUCUUCAAUCAGAACAUCAUGUCUUAUAUCAGUGCCAAAAACAGCAUAUGUGUGCUGGACUUUCCUCACUGUGUGGUCCAUGAGAUGCCUGAGCUCACCGCAGAGAGCCUGGAAGCAGGAGACAGCAAUCAGUUCUGUUGGAGAAACCUGUUCUCUUGUAUCAAUCUGCUGAGAAUAUUGAACAAGCUGACCAAGUGGAAACACUCCAGGACAAUGAUGCUUGUGGUGUUUAAGUCUGCUCCCAUCCUGAAGAGAGCUCUGAAGGUGAAGCAGGCCAUGAUGCAGCUCUACGUCCUGAAGCUGCUUAAGAUCCAGACAAAGUACCUGGGCCGCCAGUGGAGGAAGAGCAACAUGAAGACCAUGUCGGCCAUCUACCAGAAGGUCCGCCACAGGCUGAAUGAUGACUGGGCCUACGGAAACGACAUCGACGCUCGGCCCUGGGACUUCCAAGCGGAGGAAUGCGCCCUACGGGAGAGCAUUGAGAAGUUUAACAGCCGCCGUUACGACAAGAACCGGAACGGCGAGUUUACUCCGGUCGACAACUGUCUGCAGAGCGUGCUGGGUCAGCGCGUGGACCUGCCAGAGGACUUCCACUACAGCUACGAGAUGUGGCUGGAAAGAGAAGUGUUCUCCCAGCCCAUCCAGUGGGAGGGGCUACUGCAGAAUCCCUGAUGGAGAAGGAGGGGAGGAGGGGGUUCAGGGGGACACGGCAAAAGGAACUAGAGAGAAGUAUUUUUAAGGUUUGUUAUUUGUGCAAAAUUUACAAGAUGUCCAAGAUGAGGAGAGAGAGGUGGGGGUUUACCAUGCAGCUGUUAUAGAAAGAUGGGGGAGGGGAAGAAGAACAAGAAGAUGGAAGUUAAGAAGCCAACACAUCGAGAAAUGAGAUGGGGAUCGAUGGAUUCUUCACAGAAGAGAUCAGCACAAAAAGAUGCCACACAUAAAAAUAUACGCUUGACAUUAACAUGUGCCUAUGACUACCAUGAACACACAUGGACACGACAGGUGACAGAGGUAGCAGUUCAAAAGAUACAGCUGUAGCAGGAGACUGUUUCGGUCUGUUAUUCUGCCCCCUCCUGAUGUUUCAAAAGAGAUAACCACUUUGUCAGUUUCUAUGUCCCCCUUUCUAAAAACGUUGGUGCUUUUUUGACUCAUUAGUGUUCCUUUUUAUUUGUAUCAACGUGUGUUGUUAAACUUUUUAGGACGAAUACUUUUCUGAAUGGAGAUGUAAAUUUUAUUAAAUUCAGUUAAGUUUUUUUUUAUUAAAAAAUAUCUAACCUGGGUAUUGAGAUAUAGAUUUAGGGCGUGGAUUUCAUAAUUUUUCUUAUAUCUCUCUAAGGAAACGAUACCCUUUUAAAAAAAUUCCACAGGGUCAUUUUUCAAAUAAUGGCUUAGUAUUCUUAUAAGUGUCACCAAAAAGAGAGAAGUAUACCAGCGAUAAGUGUAUGGUGUUUGUUUGUGAACGUAUAAAAUAUAUAUGUGACUGUAAAAUGAAAACGGAAGAUAUGAAAAUAAUUAUUUAGAGUAAGAACAAUGACUUUUCUGGGAGGAGUUACGUAUAUCCUAUUUGUUCAGAAAUCUGUGUAGAUUUCUUGCUUUUCCAGGUAUCUGAGAAACUUUGGUAUUUUUGAAUUUUAAAUCCAGAAAGAGCAAAAUGUUUAAAUACUGAUGUCAUCCAGGAUUAUCUUGUUCAAACUUUAGUCCCUGUAUGGUUCCAUAGAAAAGCUCAGGAGAGAUAGUGUGUGUUGUGCUCAAGAGGCAGGAGAAGAUUCUGAAUCUUUAAGUUAGUUUUCUUUUAGAACCUUGAAUACUGUUUCAAAAACUACAUGAAACAUAACUGGAAUGGAUCGUGCAAGAGGGGAGGUAUAAGUAUUCAGAAGACCAAUUAAACCCUUUUCUAUGAUAACUUGUGGUUGGAAAAUGGCUGUAAUGGCACACAAUCUACAUGGGAAGAGUUUAUUUGCAAAAAUAGUUAACUCACUUUUGAAUUUUUUUUUAAAAAGUUUCUAAAAACACAUUUUUUCUAAUACUAGCUUUUGGUAUGAUCAAUCAACUGAGGUUGGGUGGCUUUGACUAAGUCAACAUGACUUUACUAAUCAGAAAUAUCUUGAAAAUGUAACUUUAUUAGGAAUCUAUAUCAAAAAGAAACAUGUUUUUUGAAAAUGUAAAAAAACGGAGUUAUCUGUCUUUGCAAAUGAACUCUUCAUGUGCUCUUUGAAAUUUGAUUGGCCACCUCUGGUAUGAGCCCAUAAUGCAAAACUAUGAUUGGCUAUUUGUUGUGUCAGAGCACCACUCAAAAAUUCAACUAUUUAGGCUGUACUGCAACAGGCUGCUAGUAGCUUCCUGAAUGAUACAGUAGACAUCAUUACUGUAGACAGAUAAAUGUUAAUUCUAGUCAUUCAGGGGUGCCCCUGAGAGAUUGUCCACUCUUUCCCCUGUGAUGUUAAAACAAUAGAUAUCAUAGAUUGUGUUUCAGACUGAAUUUACACCUUUGUGAUGUUAUUCAAGCCCAUCAAACAAAAUGUGAGCCAAAAAUUGGUGGUGGCGUUCAACCACUUUCCAGCUAACGUCGCUGUAGAUUGUGUGAUUUCAAAGUGCUUUAGGUCCAGUAUUUUUUACUUAAGACUUAAGUGAAUGUAACAGAAAUGGCUUAUGUGUAGAUGUGUGAAAUGAUUUUUACUUUUGUAUAUCAUCUCACACUAUCCAACAGAAAUGUUAGCUAAAAAGUGGUUGAAAGUUAACAUUGUUUUCCUUUGAAGGUCGGCGCUGAUAUGACUCCAGAGCUUUUUCUAUUCAUUCUAUUGAAAUGAAAAGUAAAUGUUUCUAUGAUAAGAACUUGCAAAGGGUAACUCAGCAAUAUGAGCAAGAACUGCAUGACAGCCUCUCAUCGAGUGCCACAUCAGAGGAAAAUGGAUGCAGUGUUAGUCUGGUGAAUUGCUGCUCUUACUUUGUCAUAAUGGGAACAAUACACACCGACUUUCAAGUUACAUGAAGUGUUUUCCCUCUCCGGCCACAAUGGGAAGUAAUGAGCCUCUUAAUCACACAAUAUGAUGAGUAUUUACAAACAUUUUCACGUUUUUUCAGAAGGAAAGACUUUUACGAUUAUUGUUUACCAGUCUCUCUGUGGAAUCAGCCUUCAGCACUCUGUAAUAGAGAGAAUUAUGUUUGUAGUUUUAUUGUUACUCCCUGCCUCCAACCCUGACUCCCUCUUAAUCUGCCUGGCAACAGCACAAUAUGUCAAACCACUGAGCUCCUCGUGGUGGCCUUGGUGAGCACUUUGCCACCCAUGCUUGGAAGAACACAGCUGUCACAAAUUUGGUGCUGUUUUUCUAGUUCGUCUUGGCCGUUUAUUCCGCGUCACACUACCUAAACUGGGGCUCUAGAUUUUAAGAGUUCUGGAUUGUUUCCUUGGAAUUGCGUAAAAACCGAAGCACACAAACAAGCACAGCAAACAUAAAGCAUGGUCAGCUUCAGUUCAUGUCAUUCUUGCUUGGUUCAGAUUUUGAGGCAAGAGAUGUCAUGUAUAAAACAAUAAUGUUGAUGCUCAGUCUUGUGCUUCUCUCUGGAAAUGUGCAUGGCCACUGUUAUGUUUCGAGGACCUGUUCAUAUAUUUGGAAUGGCUUUUUUGUUUUGUUUUUGUCUCAUGAUGUUUCCAGCACAAUAAGAAGUGUACUUUUUUUCUUUCAAAGUUUAUAUUCUGCAUUUCAAGGGAUUUUUAUUUUGUCUAAAGGAAGACAUAAUCUUUAAAAAAAAAUAGUCUUGUAUACUUUAUAGAUUCUCAGGUUUAUGGAGAUAAUAUAUAGCAAAGAUUUAAAAGCUUCCUUGCCAUCACCUAGCUCACUACUUGUGGAAGAGAAUACACAUUUAUUGUACUAAAGUUACACCUGGAGCACUAUAUAAAUACACUGCAUAAGCUGUACAUGUUCACUGAAUCACAAUAACUCAUGUGAGUUUGUAUUUAUGUCCAUUACAUUUCAGGUUCAGAUGUAUAUUUUGUAUCUUGUGCCAAAUUUCAGUGCCAUUUACUGCUUUCAUUUUAAGUGUUCUUGCCUUCAUGAACAUAUUUAAAGUUUCCAGUCAUGUCACCACUGAAGGUUUGCAAUAGAAAAACGUUGUUUUUUUACCUGAAAAUUGUACAAUCAAUGGAAACUAUUUGUUAUAUCUGGUACUGUAUUUUACCAGAGGUGUUCACGCAUUGUAUGGAUGUCACUACAGUAUAUAUAUGUUUUUGUUACACACAUUUCCAUAUCUGUAUGGUCUAGAUAAAUACUCAAUACUGAAUUUGUUCAGGGGUAUGUGCAAUUACAGAUCCAUAGAGGCAUUAUCAAUAGAAUGACAAAUUACAAUAUCAGAGCUGCAUAUUAAACAAUGUUGAACAGUA